Acromyrmex echinatior (Panamanian leafcutter ant) is the source of this 1766-nucleotide messenger RNA. It is a transcript of the gene Archease, whose product is annotated as protein archease. Lineage: Eukaryota; Metazoa; Arthropoda; Insecta; Hymenoptera; Formicidae. The record is from RefSeq and is a predicted model, not a curated record. Gene Ontology annotation, biological process: tRNA splicing, via endonucleolytic cleavage and ligation. Gene Ontology annotation, cellular component: tRNA-splicing ligase complex.
CGUUGAUUGAACCCGUCAGUGAAUCAGCUGAUCGCCUCGCAUUACGUGGAAGAGAAUCAGCUGUGCGCAACAUGGACAUGGACGAGCUGGCGAGCGAAGAUCUCGAAAUACCGCCCGCUAAAUACGAAUAUUUGGAUCACACCGCGGAUGUACAAUUGCAUGCAUGGGGCGAUACCAUGGACGAGGCUUUCGAGCAAUGCGCGAUGGCCAUGUUCGGCUACAUGACGGAUCUCGAGCGCGUGCAGGUCACACAGGUGCAUCACAUCGAGGCCGAAGGUGACGACAUGGAGAGUUUACUCUUCCAUUUUCUUGACGAGCUGCUCUUCAUGUUUAGUGCUGAGCCGUAUAUAGUCGCCAAGAAAGUCAAGAUUACCGAAUUCGACCGAGAAGGAUUUAAAAUCAAGGCAACCGCGUACGGCGAGGAGUUCACAAUUGGCAAACACACGCAAGGUGCAGAGGUAAAGGCCAUCACAUAUUCAGCAAUGCAGAUCAACGAUCGCCCGCGGGUGGAGCGGCCCGAAAUCUUCGUGAUCGUCGAUAUAUGAUAUUACCCUCGCCCGUCGAUCGCACUGCACACAUACCUCAACGAUAUUUUGCUGCACAAUUUUCUGGUAAUGCUCUAACAACAGCGAAAAAGUAGUGGGGAAAUGGGGGGGGGAUUACUUAGCUUGAACGGGUGGUGCAUGGAAAAAGUAGGGGAAAGUAGCCGAAGGGCAAGAAAGGAAACCGUAUACCUCCCAUACGGUCUACAUAGGAGCGAUCCUUUUGUACUUGCCCCGUAGGGUUCAAAUAAAUACGUUACGAAGAAUGCACCGAACUCCCCUUCUUCUUGGCUCGACUUGAUUCAGGCGUGUACUAAGUUAGUCCCGAACUCUCGGCAAAACGCAAUAAAAAGAGCCAAGAGAUUAGCCGUUUGUUAUCAAGAAAUGCGUGCGAGUUUUUAUCGUUAUCGAUGUUACAUGUAUUUUUUUUUUACUUAUUUAACAUUGUUAUUUACAAAAUGUAAUCAAUACGAUAGAGUCCCUCUAUUCCAGUUGCCUUUAAAUUAUGGUUCUCUUUUAGCUUUCUCACUACACAUUUCUCUCGCAAUGAUCAUGCGGGAAAGCGAGAAAAAUGUACAAGAUACCAUUGGUAUCAUGUAAAUUGAUUACACACACAAUAAUCUGCAUCAUUAAAGUAAAGCCCAUUUUUACCAAUUUAAACUAACAUUUUAACACGUUUUAUAAUAUUAAUGUUUAUAAUAUAUAUAUUUGUCGAUUAAUGUUUAUCGCACGUACACUGUACGUACAAUUGUAUGUUUCAGCUAUCAGCGGUAAAAUGAAAAAAAUUGAUUAAUUUUAAAUGUAGGUCACAGCUUUCUAUUGAUAUUUAUAAAAAGGUAUAGUAUCGUGUUAACGCUAUUUCUUUGAUAUUACACACGUUUCAAAUUUAUGUAUAAUCAUCCAAUAGUUAUAUAGAAUUAUAUUCUAUUUUAUAUGCAUAUGAGAGUGUGUAUUGUGACAUAAACUAAUUGAAAAAAAUUGAACCGAGCUAUUCUCAUCUUUUGAGAAAAUAAUGUCUAAAAAAUAUAAUAUCCAUUAUUUGUACGAAACUGCAGUUUUCCAAUGAAAAGUAUCCUGUAGCAUCUAUUUGACGCGAUUGCAUUGUAUUGUAUUGUAUUGUAUAUAUACUUGAUACGAGACGGCGAUCGAGGAAUCUGAAUUGUGAUAAGAGGGACCGUCGGUGAUGAAAUUGAAAUAAAAAAAAGUGCGACUUUUUGCCAAUGA